AUGCAGUCUUUCCUUUUGAAAUGUCUUCUUCCCUUACUCUGUCUUGUUGCAAGCUUCCACUUGGCUAUCACGCAUCCAACGCCUCAAACAACCGAUCUUGGACUACUCCAACUUGAUCCUGAUAUCAUUCCCGGCAAUGUCACACACCUUCAGCCACGACAAGCAAGAGGUCUUAUUCUGCGCAUUCUGCCCCUGGGUGCUUCGAUUGUAAGAGGCAUGGGAUCUAACCCCAAGAAUGGCUUUCGCAAACCACUACGUGACAGGCUAAGAUGGCGAGGUGAUCAAGUUAACAUGAUCGGCAAUCAAAACAACAAACGAGACGACGAUGCUGGAGCACCACUCAUGCGUAAUGGGCAGCAUGAAGGAGUCUCUGGCGAUCGCAUAGACCAAGUACGGACUCGUCUUGAUGCGGUGAUUCAACGAAAGCCCAACCUCGUGCUCAUCAAUGCUGGGACUAACGACGCUACACAAAACUUCGAGCCCAGUACUGCUCGCGAAAGGCUCAGUGGCAUGAUUGACAAGAUCUUUCGAGAGAGUGAGGGCGCCGUCGUCGUGCUGUCCACGCUUCUCGUGAACACCAUCUCCGACAAUCCUAGAGGCAAUGAGAACGUCAACCUCAUCAACAAUGAUAUACGAGCCAUGGUGAGACAGCGAUGGGCAAACGGAGAGUCUCUAUAUCUAGCCGAAAUGAAUGAUGGCAGCUUCAUCACUGGUGGCGACCUGGUGGACGGCACACAUCCCGACAAUGAUGGCUUUCGCAAAAUGGCUGCGGUUUUCGAUGCGGCAAUUCAGCGCGCUUAUGGUGACCAGAAAUUCCGUCUUCCCAUCGAUACCGGCAUCCCUGAUUUCCCUGAGCAAGACGACUCAUGUGCCGCGAAUCUGAACGCAAAUACCCUCGCCAAAAGAGAGCUGACAGCACCGGUGCGGACACAGGUGGGAAGUGGCGACCAUGACGGCCAGUACUGCCAUAACAGCGAACCGAUGGGACAGAUCCUGGAACAAGCUAUCGGAGGUAUUCAACUUGACACGAAUGAAGUCUCCUUCGCUCAGCUUGUCAAUCAAGGAGGUAAUCCUGAUCCAUCGGGAGCACUUGAUGACCUGGUUGUCUACAUUGAUCCAGAAAAGAAUUUUGGAGGGCAAGGCAAAGCGAGGAUGUUCGUCUACGUCAACGAUCAGCAGAAUUUUCUCGAAAGCAAAGAGUUCUUUGUCAAUGAGCCGGGUCAGGGCUGCCGUGCCCGAGGCGUUCGUUGGGGGGAUGUCAAUGGUGACGGCCUUGACGACUUUAUAUGCAUCGGCCUUGAUGGGAAGAUGUUUGUCUCCAUCAAUCAAGGAGGUAGCCCACCACAGUUCAAAUAUGUCAACACCUUCUUUUCUCCUCCAAUGGCAACAGAACAGCGUCAAGUGAAAUUGGCGGAUAUCGAUGGAGAUGGGCGACUGGACUACUGUCGUACAGACUUCAACGGCGACAUUACCUGUUGGCGUAACGGCGGCAUCGGCAUGGAAAGUGCAGAGUAUUGGCAAGACUUGGGUAUUGUCUUCACCGGCAAGGGCAAGGGCAACAUCGAUGGUACUCAAUUUGUCGACAUCAAUGGUGAUCACCGUGACGAUUGGGUCUGGCUAGACGAACGAGGAGCGUCCGAUAUCUGGACGAACUCUCGAGGUGUCGGCAAAGGCAUGGCGCCUCAUUGGAUCCAGGCUAGAUGCGCCCAUGGCGGAAUGGGAGAAGACGGCGCACGAGAUCAGAUCAGAUUUGCGCGAAUCUGGGCCUAUGGUGGGUACGACUAUGCACGGGUCAAGGUCGAACCCUUCCGCCUCGGCCUUGAUCCAACUAUAAACUCGCGGAUCAAAAUCGAGGCCUGGAGGAACAAGGGUGAAGGAGGCACGAAGCUGAGAGGAGAUGGCAAUCGCUACUGUGACAUGACAGGCAAUGGUCGUGACGACUAUGUCUGGUUCCGAUCCACUGGCGAGAUGACACUGUACGAGAACAUUGCCGACCCACCGAACUGGGGGCAGCAUCCUGUACCUGUCUACAGCUUCAACCGCGACAGAAAAGGUCUGCACCUCGCUGACUGGAAUGGUGACGGCAAAUGCGAUGUACUUUACGUUGACCGGUUCUCUGGUGCCGUCGAGUGGUGGGAGAACACAUUCAACAGCAACAAUGGACGAACUCCCACGUUCGAAUUUCGUGGUAACGUCCAAGGUAUAUCCCGUCUCUGUCGCGAAGGGUGGGGUGUUGGCCUGUUCGACCUCGGACUGCGGUUUGCAGAUAUCUCAGGGAACGGACGAGCAGAUUACCUUUGUAUUGAGCGUAAUGGCCGAACGACAGCAUUGAUCAACGAACCGGGCGGACUGCGCGAUGUUGGACAGGUCAAAUUCGCGGAACCUUCAAAGGAUCGUGCAAACAUCCGAUUCGCGGAUAUCGAUGGCGACGGUAAAGCCGACUAUAUCUGGGUUGAUAAGUUCAAUGGCGAUGUCUCUGUCUGGAUGAAUGGCGGUGAGCUGCCUGAGAACGAGCGCCAAAGUGGAAGCAAAUUCCACUGGGAUCCCAUGGGCAAGUACUAUGAUGGCCAGUCUCGUGGAGCCAAUCAGUACUACCCUGAUUUCACAGGCAAUGGAUUUGCUGAUCUGCACUACAUUGACCCUGUUACCAACCAGGCGUGGACGCAGUUCAACGAUGAUUGCAAUGGCGAUGGCUCCGGGCAAGAUGAUCCUGAUCAGAAUCCAGACUUGCCUGCUUACGAUCCCGGCGACAAUACCGAGAGAGGUACUGACUCGCCGUCUAAUCCCAAUCCAUGGUCGCCAGAGUUUCCCGAUCAGCCAACGUGGGUGGCAUUGGGUGAUUCCUACUCUGCAGGGGUCGGAGCAGGAGGUGGUUACGAAAAUCCUCGCGACCCCAACCGCAAGUGCCUGACAACAACCAACGCAUAUCCAUUCCAGCUUGAAAGAUCGGUUAGCGUCCUCAGCGGAAAACUCGACUUCCUGUCUUGCACCGGAGAUCUCAUCACACACAUCAACCAAAGUCCAAGCAAAGAUCGGACCUCCCAGGUUGAGAUGCUCAGGACGAUCGACUCCUCAAGUUACGAUUUUGCUACACUGUCCAUCGGAGGUAACGAUCUUGGCUUCAGCGGCGUUGUCAAGUGGUGCAUUCUCGGAAUCUUGCCCCGUUACUCGUCAAGGUGUGAGGAAAAGUUGAGGCGUGCAGAGACUCUUGCUGGGAUCACAAAUCCUGGCAAUGGUGACCAGAAUGGAUUGUCCCGCAACCUCCUGACAGCCUAUAUGGACAUUCUCGACACAGCAUCCGCGGACUUUACAUUGGUCGUGACCGGCUACGCCGCGUUCUUUUCCGAAGCUAAUGAUCGGUGCGACUCGACAACGAUCGGCAUCCUCGAACACUACAACCUCGAGCCGGAAUACUUCGCUCCUCCCCUUACCAUGGCGCUCCGGCAACGAAUCAACAGAGGCGUUCGCGCCUUCAAUGCAAUGAUUCAGGAAGCCGUGCAAGAAGCUCAGCAGCAACUUGACAACCAAGGAGUCCGGAAACGCAUUCGCUACAUCGACAUCGACACUCUCUUCGAAGGCCAUCGCUUCUGUGAGCCAACCGAGGGCGAUGACAUCGCGAACGUUGGCGGAGCUUGGUUCUUCCUGCCGUGGGGCAGAGACAUUCAACCCGACGGAACGAGCAUCGACCCGCGCGACCCCGCGAACGAUCCACCCGCCGACCACACCCGGCGUGACGAGGCUUUCUGCGAAGACCCAUACACGGAAUUGGAAUGUGCCUUUGCGCAAGCCGUGGAGGAGAACCCGGACGCUGGCGUGAAUGGCGCUAUCUACCCGCGCGAUCUGAUGCAAGAACUCAAGGACUGGGCGGACGACAAGAAGGAAAUGCUCAAGACGAAGUUCAUGAAGGCGUUCCAUCCGAGAACCAUCGGAUACGCGGCGGUCAAAGAUGAGAUCAUCAGUCAGCAUGCUUUUUGGGCUUCCGAGAGCGGGUUGAUGGGAGGGCCAACUUUGUCAUCGGCCAGCUUUGGGAGCAAUUCAACGAGCAGCUCGUGA
Molecule: messenger RNA, 4053 nt
Organism: Cyphellophora europaea CBS 101466
Lineage: Eukaryota; Fungi; Ascomycota; Eurotiomycetes; Chaetothyriales; Cyphellophoraceae
Exons: 5
Coding region: 1-4053 (1350 amino acids)
Molecular function (GO): phosphatidylcholine lysophospholipase A1 activity
Source: RefSeq, a predicted model, not a curated record